This is a messenger RNA of Aricia agestis (brown argus), 710 nucleotides long. RefSeq names its product 39S ribosomal protein L21, mitochondrial (gene mRpL21). NCBI's taxonomy places the organism in Eukaryota, Metazoa, Arthropoda, Insecta, Lepidoptera, Lycaenidae. Gene Ontology annotation, molecular function: structural constituent of ribosome. Gene Ontology annotation, cellular component: ribosome; mitochondrial large ribosomal subunit. The record is from RefSeq and is a predicted model, not a curated record. The transcript has 2 exons. The coding region runs from base 124 to 657 and encodes 177 amino acids.
CUCUCAAGCUAAUGGUUAUAUUUUGAGGUUAUUUCGUAAUAUGUUGAGAAUAUUAUUCGAUACAAAUGGAUUUCUAAACUUGUUAUGAUUUUAUUCCACUCGUAAUAUCAAGAUAUUAAAAAGAUGGCAAUGUUUAGAACUGGCUUCCAAAAACUCACAAACCUCUUCACUACUGGACAAGCUGGUGUAUUGUCUAGAUUUAUAACAAGUCAGCCAAGCACACAGACGCAAGCACCGGAGGUAACCAAGAAUGUUAUUGCCACUUGCAACAAACUAAUCGAAGAUAAAUCAUCUCGUAAUUUUGCUAUUGUACAUCUAUUGGGAAAGCAGUGGAGAGUUAGUGACGGAGAUUUGCUAGUUGUUGAAGGAUAUUGGCCACCAAACAUUGGAGAUAAAAUAUCCUUAGAUAAAGUACUACUUGCUGCCUCAAAAGAUUUCUCUCUAAUUGGAAGACCUCUUGUACAGCCAGGUUUGGUAAAUGUAACUGCAACCGUAAUUUCCAAGGGACUAUCCCACACCAGAACACACUUCAAGAAAAAGAGAAGGAAGCAGUUUAUGAGAAUCAACUUCCAAAGAGCACAACAAACUAUAUUAAGAAUUAACUCGGUUGAAAUUGCUAACAAAAUUAAUGAACCUAAUAAAAGUAAUGUUUUUUAAUAUUAAAGUAGAAGUGAUAACAUAGUACUUUAGAAUAAAACACAAUCAUAAUA